AUGUCGUUGAUAUUCAACGCCCCCGCCUUUGCCGUAGAUGUGGGCAUCAAACUUGUAUACGGUUUCAUUGGUGGCUGUUGGCUCGUGGUUAUUUAUCGAAUGGUAUCAUUGGGGGGUCAAUUGGCUAUUCUACCUCUUCCAUCGUCAUUUCCUCGUUACCCGGCUUUUUCAUCCACGUCCACCACCACAGAGUAUUGGUUAUCGCUGGGAGGCGAAAUUCUCUUUGCCAUCAGCCUGCUAGAAGUAAUCUUUUCCAUAUACUGUCUUUACUUAAUCCGAUGCGCCCAGGCUUUACCCCAUUCGACACCCCGUUCACUCGAGCUCUUGAAGGAUUUGAUUAUCCAUGCCCUGGGAAGUGGGCUCGAGUCUGAUCCAUCCUCUCCAUAUAGAAGAACCACCGACGAAAAAGAGCAUGAUCCAGAUUUAGGAAUAGCCCCGUCGACUGAAUUUUUGACCAAACCAUUACCAUUUGACCACCCGAAAGCCAAAGAUUUCCGAGAGAAUCAUUCAAUAUGGUUCCAAAAUUGCCGCUGGGAAGAUAUAUACCGGGAGAACCACCUCGAAUGGCUCUGUGCCGCCCUUCUGAACAAGUCUUUGGAGGAAGUUAAAGAGGAGGACAAGCUCAAGUCAAAGGAAGAUGCUACCCUGCCGCAUUUGGACGAACUUGUGGUCGCCUACGAGAAGCGAGUGGGGGUAAGGCUGCCAGAUGGAUACAACGAAUACUUGAGCGACAAAACGAUUAGGCUAUUUAAGGAUCCAGUCAGAGCCAGCCUGAGACCCUUAACACUUUCUUAUGGACUCACGUGGACGGCGAACGAGAUAAUCCGGCAGAUCUUGAGAUACAAAGGUUUUGAACUCAAGUGCUGCUCCAAUCGAAAAAAUGGUCUCAAGUACUUCGUCAGAGUACCCGAUUCGUGGAAAAAACUACCCGCUGAUCAGAGACCUCCCGCCCUUCUAUUCAUACACGGAAUCGGAACGGGAUUCCUUCUGUAUAAUACCUUGAUUAAGUACUUGGCGUUUUCAGCGUGGGGUAAUGAAAGACCCGUGAUGAUAUUCGUCCAGCCUCAUAUUUCGAUGGAGAUAUUCUCACCGGCUUACUUUCUUCCACCUAAUGAAACUCAACUGACCGGUGAUGUAAACGAGGUUUUCGAGGAUCUUGGAUUCCAUGAGACAGGAGUUGAACUCUUAGCACAUUCAAACGGGACGGUGGUUUCAGGCUGGAUAAUAAAAGCUUUCCCAAAGCUCGUCAAGAGGUGUUGCCUCUUAGAUCCAAUUUGUUUUGGUGAGUGGGAAGGUCACGUGUGCUACAACUUUUUGUAUUCACAACCAAAGACAGGGUUGGAAAAGCUACUUCGAUUCGGAAUGGCGGAAGAAUUGGGAACGGCUUUUUACACUCGGCGACGUUUCAACUGGGCAGACGCGGUUUUAUGGCCACACCAGGUUCCCGGCUUCCGUGACCCCAAACGCUUCAUCGUACUUCUAUCGGGUAAAGAUGCAAUAAUCAAUGCCAGUAGAAUCCGCCGCUAUCUACUGGACGGAGGAAUGACAGACGCUUUUCCAGUACCUCCAGACACGUCCAACUCCUCCCAAGGACACGACGAGCCGCUCAUUCAAGUUGAGAUUGAUAGACCAGACUCUAGGCCGGUAACGGGAAAUACUAGCCCCAGCGAACGAAUCGGCAGUGGUGGGAUUCUCUUCGAUUCUGGGGCUGCCCAUGGGCAAGCAUUAGUUCCUGGUCAUCCUUACUUAAAAGCAAUCAUCGGCUGGCUCGAAGGCGAUGGAAUCCGAAUGAAGAACGAUGCCCAGUGA
Messenger RNA from Puccinia triticina, 1809 nucleotides. RefSeq lists its product as uncharacterized. Lineage: Eukaryota; Fungi; Basidiomycota; Pucciniomycetes; Pucciniales; Pucciniaceae. The record is from RefSeq and is a predicted model, not a curated record. The transcript is spliced from 5 exons. The coding region runs from base 1 to 1809 and encodes 602 amino acids.